Molecule: messenger RNA, 3282 nt
Organism: Armigeres subalbatus
Lineage: Eukaryota; Metazoa; Arthropoda; Insecta; Diptera; Culicidae
Product: LIM domain-containing protein A-like
Exons: 5
Coding region: 1642-3282 (546 amino acids)
Source: RefSeq, a predicted model, not a curated record
UCCUGUCCGGUUCAAGUUAGGAAAAAUGUCCUGGCGAGUGGCGCGUUUCCGUUAGUAGUACGAAGCUCCUGUUGGUAUCAACAGCAAUACCAUCAAGCCGCGGCGCAACAUCCCGCUUUCCGCCUUUCACCGACUUUGUGUGUUAUCAGUUCGGCUCACCCAGUCAGUGGUGAAUAGAAAGAGAUCCUUUUCGGGGAGUGGGUGAAGCAGUUGUUGUAUGUGCACCGUCAAUACAUAGUUGCUCCUACAUGUGCUCCAAGGGAUCAUCAGGCUUGCAAAGUACAUAACAGUGACUACAACGAGGACAACGCAGCAAGAGCACCGUACAACGAUGCCUGGGAGGCAAAAAAUGGAUACUUGAUAUGGUCCAGGCUCCCGCUGUGGAUAUUCGGUGCUGGUGCAAUUGAAAGCGAGCCCCAAGCGGCCAAACGAGUGCGAGUGCAAAAAAACGAAAGAUGGAAAAUUGAUUUUCUUAUCAGUCAGUCAGUAACGCGGUUCCCGGCAGAGUGGGCACGGUAGCGGGCGGUGUGGGUGCGCGGGUGUGUGAAAGACCAGGACCGAGUGGAGCCAUGUACGACGACUACGCGGGCCCAGAAUCGAUCGAUCCUCGGUUCAGCCUGGCUUGACGUUUGGUGCGUGUCGACAGCGGCUGCCUCCAUAGGAACGAACGAACGGAAGAGACGAGAAAAACGCAACAUAAGCAAAUUUGAGCCACGGCUGGUUGAUGGGUGACCCGCGCGAAUCCUCCUGCAACAAGUACCUCCGGGCUUCAACGCGAAUAUGAUGGAGGAAUGAAGAAAAUCGAUUUCGAUUAGUGUGGUGUUACCGCCUUUCAGCUCUUAGCCUAGGAAGUGCAAUUUCGCGAUUUGUUUGUGGCCCAGCAAAGUUUUGACCGUGAAGUGGGAAUCGGUGGAGUUACACCCGUUUUUUGACGUCAGGAAAGUUUCGUGGGAAUAUUGGUGUCGUAUGCAAUAGCUGCUCCGGUCCUUAUCAAUCAAUAAUGUUGAAUGUAUAGUGAGCCUAAUAUUUGAAAAUAACCGAGCGGCCUGGAGCAUUUACAUCGCUGUCGCCACCUAAAAAAGGGCGACUAGAGUGACACAAUCCCAUUAGUUGAACUUCACGGUAUGCUCGCCCUGCUAUAGAUGAUAUGUGAAGGGAUAGACUCGACCCGACAAACAAAUCAGUGACGGUGGUGAAGAAUCCGUGUGGGUCCGUUAUGGGUGGAAAGUGAUUAGCAUAUCUCAAGUGUUGUUUCGUUGAUACGCCGCGCCGCCACACGUCGUCGUCGUCGUCGUCAGGAAAAUGACCGUCAACCAAGGAAUGUGUGUUCGUGCUCUGGCGUUGACGGGAAUACAGCAAACAUAUCUCCAGUAGCUGGUGGAAGAGUGUAAAGUGCAACCGAAGAAAGAACCAAAAUCGAUAAAGGAUAUAUAAAUAGCUUUGUGUCGGUGGUGGUGAAAAAUGGCCGAGGGCGGAAAUCACAAGGAAAGAUAGGUCCUCGAAAAGCAACAUAUUCAACGGUUUUCAUGCCACCAAAUGCAGUGCGACGAAAUGGUGCUCGCAUUGACUGCGACCAGUGGGGCGAUAAAAAUAGUUACAAAUAGCUGAAUUGGCUUUUGUGGUCUAAAAAUAGAGUCAAUCAUGGAUUGCUGUAGCAGUAAUUACAUGGAUUUCAGACAUUCUAUGAAUAAUAACUUUUGCUAUCCGUACUCGCCCAGCAUGAUAAGAAGUGCGUCGCCAUAUCCACUCCCCCCAGGGAGUGGUAGCCGCUACGGAUCCGAUUACCGCGGUGGCUAUUACGAGGCCAGCAGCUUCGAUAAAUAUUAUGGCGGUUAUCUUCCUCCAUCCGGGUCUGGCCCUGCGUACGCUGGAAACUAUUACGGAAGCUCGUAUUCGUCCUACCGAGAGCUGGCCUACAACGAAUACUACCAUCCAUCGUCACCGUCUUCGCAUCCUUUUCCUGGGCCUGUGCCCGGAAGCUUCCAUGGACCACACAUGUUCAAUCGACAUCAAUCGCUUCCGCUUCCGUUUCAGCGAGAAUCCUAUUAUCAUCAGAGAGAUCACCAUCCAUAUGCUGCAGAGAACUUCAGUAAUUUCUCCAGUAAUCCUUACAAAAGAGCAGAUUCUAACCAUGCCAGCAGCGGCAGUACAACAAACUCAAGUACGGGCAAUAUCACGACGGUAAACGGCAGUUGCAGCAGUCCCAGCAGCAGCAGCACUGCUGGAGAAACCCCGUUGUACGGCUACACGCAUAGCCCAGAUUAUUCGGCACAAUCCUAUAAUUCCGGCAGUAGCCCAAAUCAUCCCCAUCACCAUCGGCAUCAUCCGCUCCCACACCCUAGUCCCGGCGAAGGUGGUGGAAGCAGCUAUACCCCAUCCACAAUGCCAAAUGCAACAGGAUAUCCUCACAGCAUAAAGGACGCAAGAAUACGGAAACUGAAGGAGCGCAAACUGGCGAAGUCGGCGUCCCACGGCAAUGGGAGUCCCAAACGUGGCCAAAACACCAACAGUACCAGCAGCAGCCCCAAUCCUGGGAGCUGUGGGAGCAACAGCAGCGGCACCGAUGCACGACUGAAAUCACUGGAUGCACUCGCUAGUGAUAACUAUGAGCACGACCCCGCCAACAACUCCCCGAGCAGCCGGCACACGUCUCCCGGCCGCAGUGCGGGGCCAAGUAAUUCACCGGCCGGUGCUGCGGCGGCGGUAUCCGGUGUGAGUCCACCGAAGCGAUCGAAAAAACAAACGACGAAACACCGGGCAGCGGCCACGGAACUCGACAAACUGCAAACGGCUCCACCAAUCAAAUCCGGUGACCCUGGUAACAGCAACGCGUCAUCGACACCUGCCGCGGGCACCAUCGAUCGGAACGUUACGCCGCUACCCGGCUUCCAGCAAGCAUUCGGGUCCACGGAAAUUGGCAAAUUUUCCGAAGCUUUCUUCAACAGCAACAGUCCCGACCCAAAUGAACUCCAUCCUGAAGGAUCGCUACCGGCCGGCCACCAUCAUCACCAUCCACACCCACAUCAUUCGCACCACGGCCAUCCACCGCACCCUCUAAGGAUGAUGGAUUCGCCUGACGUAGAGAACACGUUGAGUCCUCAAUCGUGGGAACCGACGGGACCGGGUGAUCCAUACGAGACCACAUCGACGACGACAACGGCGUUCAACCUGCAAAUUGGCACAAGCUUCCAUCCAUCGUACUACGAAUCGCCGUCCUAUGCGUCGUCGGACCAUGCGGUGGAUUCCCCAUUGGGGAACUACUUUAGCGAAAUGACGCAGUGA